GACGCGGCACCGCUCGGAUCUCUGCGGGGUUUUUUCUGCGCCUUUUCUACCGCGUACGAGGCUCCGGAUGGACCGUUAAUCAGAGUUAAACUUCUCCUUUUUUUUCUCCUGUGGAUGUGUCUCUCCUCGGCGCCGUAAAAGCGGAUCACUUUUCCCCUGGAGUCGCGGAGAGAAGCAGCAGGAUGAAAUACAAAAACCUGAUGGCGAAGGCGCUGUACGACAACGUGCCCGAGUCGCCCGAGGAGCUGGCCUUCCGCCGGGGCGACAUCCUGACCGUCAUCGAGCAGAACACGGGGGGGCUGGAGGGCUGGUGGCUGUGCUCGCUGCACGGCCGGCAGGGCAUCGCCCCCGGCAACCGCCUCAAGCUGCUGAUCGGGCCGCUGUUCGAGGCCCAGCCGUCGGCCGGCGCCAGCGCCGCCGGGGGCAUCUACCAGGUUCCCCCCUCCCAGCAGCAGCAGGGCAUCUACCAGGUGCCCCCGGCGCAGGACGUGUACCAGGUCCCGCCCCGAAGCGGCCUGGCAGCGGAGAACGGCCCCAGCAAGGUGGUGACGCCGACCCGGGUGGGCCAGUCCUACAGCUACAGUCCGGGCCAGCACCACCAGCAGGACCUGUACGACGUCCCGCCCAGCCGGUCCGAGGGGGUCUACGAUGUCCCGCCGGGCCAGGGGUUCCCCGGCCAGCAGGGCGGGGCCCGGAACCAGAACCAGGGGGUCUACGACGUCCCCCCGUCCCAACUGGACCUCAAGACGCAAGGAAUCUACGACGUCCCGCCGUCUUCACAAGGGGUCUACUCCGUCCCCCCCUGCAGAGCCGCCGCCCCCCAGGAGGGGAACUACGACUUCCCCCAGUCGCUGAAGCAGAAGCAGGAGGGGAUCUACGACGUCCCGCCCCCCUGCCUGGCCAAGCCCGCCCCCCCGUCCCACUACGCCCUCCCCGCCCCCCCCGAGGGCAUCUACGACGUCCCCCCGCCCACCCUGCCCUCGGGGGCGGGGCCUCAGCAGGACGUGUACGACUUCCCGCGCGGCGCGCCGCUCCGGACCUCGCCGGCCGACCGCGACGGCGGCGGCGGCAUCUACGACGUCCCGGCGCAGGAGCCCCGGCCCCUGGCGGACCUGGUGGACGGCGUCAACCGCCUGUCCUUCUCCAGCACCGGCAGCACGCGCAGCAGCAUGUCCACGUCCUCGUCCUCCACCGGGUCCGAGGUCCGGCUGGCGCUGGACCUGGACGCGGCGCUGCAGCGGCUAGCGCGCCUGCAGCAGGCGGCCGAGGCCGCCGUGGCGGCGCUGCUCUGCAUGGCGGCGUCCCCCCACUGGAGGACGUUCCCCUUCAUGGAGCGCCACGCCAACGACCUGCGCGCGCUGCUGGACCGGGUCCGGGCCGCCCUGGGCGACCUGAUCGUCUUCGGCCGCGGCGCCGCCGCCAACGCCACCUCGCUGUCGGACGCCGGCCUGCACAACAAGCUGCGGCGGCAGCUGGGCCGCCUGGAGGACUCGCAGCAGAUCCUGCUGCAGGUGCACCAGAACCUGGAGGGCUGCGGCUGGAGCCUGAACCUGCUGGCGCGCGCCGGCCAGAGCCACAAGAGCGACGACCUGGACCGUGCCGUCAUGGUGUCGCGGACCGUCCCCGACGACGCCAAGCAGCUCGUCUCCACCGUGUGCGGCAGCGCCGAGCUGCUGUUCCGGAGGACGCACCCGGACGGGCCCUUCCCCGUCCGGGCCGGGCCCGAGGAGCACCUGAUCGGGCGGCUGGCGUCGCCGCCGUCGGACUGCGACGGCUACGGCGACGGCUAUGGUGACGGCUACGGCGCGCCCACCAAGCCCUUCCCCGUCCCCUUGUCCGGCCAGGACAAGGACAACAUGAACCACAGCGAGAAGUGCGUGAAGAGCUGGAUGGAGGACUACGACUACGUGCACCUGCAGGGUAAGGAGGACUUUGAGCGGCAGCAGAAGGAGCUUCUGGAGAAGGAGAACAUCAUCAAGCAGAACCAGGUCCAGCUGGGCCAGGAGCAGAUCAACCAGUUCAAGCAGCUGGAGCAGGAGGUGAUCAAGCCGGUGGAGAACGACGUGUCGCGGUGGGUCGCCUCUGCCUCGCCCUGCGACCUGUCCGGCGCCCAAGUUAGCGCUCAGGUCAGCGCCCGGGACCGGCAGCUGCUGGGGUUCUACUCCGAGCAGUGCGGGCAGCACUUCUCCACCCUCCUCAGCGCCGUGGACGCCUUCUUCGGCUGCGUGGCGGCGGGCCAGCCCCCCCGCAUCUUCGUGGCGCACAGCAAGUUCGUGAUCCUCAGCGCGCACAAGCUGGUGUUCAUCGGGGACACGCUGUCGCGGCAGGCCGCCGCCGCCGACGUGGCCAACCGCGUCAUGAACGCCAGCAACGUGCUGUGCGACCUGCUGAAGACGGUGGUGGCGGCCACCAAGGCGGCGGCGCUGGGCUACCCCAACACGGCCGCCGUGCAGGCCAUGGUGGACCGGGUCACCGAGCUGUCGCACCACGCGCAGCGCUUCAAGGAGCAGCUACGGCUGAUGGCGGCGUCGUAACCGCGGCGACCGCACCGGACGUUUCUGUACGAUGUAAAUAUCUGUCCUGUACAUUUCUGCUCUAUUUUUGUGUAGAUAGUUUUAUACUAAGUCAUAAAUGCGUGUAGACGCCGCGCCGCCGUCUCUGUGGGCUCGUUCUUCCCAGCAUUCCCGGCACCGAGCACCUUACCAGCUGUUUCUGGUCGCCACGGCGACCGCGGUGGAGCUCACCUCGAAGUGAAGGACUGAACACAACUAGCUGGUGGAUGGAUGGAUGGAUGGAUGGAUGGAUGGAUGGAUGGAUGGAUGGA
Molecule: messenger RNA, 2824 nt
Organism: Cololabis saira (Pacific saury)
Lineage: Eukaryota; Metazoa; Chordata; Actinopteri; Beloniformes; Belonidae
Gene: nedd9
Product: neural precursor cell expressed, developmentally down-regulated 9
Exons: 7
Coding region: 183-2534 (783 amino acids)
Biological process (GO): cell surface receptor protein tyrosine kinase signaling pathway; cell migration
Cellular component (GO): cytoplasm; plasma membrane
Molecular function (GO): protein binding
Source: RefSeq, a predicted model, not a curated record